Colletotrichum scovillei is the source of this 2338-nucleotide messenger RNA. RefSeq lists its product as uncharacterized. The transcript has 2 exons. The record is from RefSeq and is a predicted model, not a curated record. Gene Ontology annotation, molecular function: RNA binding. Gene Ontology annotation, cellular component: catalytic step 2 spliceosome; U2-type prespliceosome; U2 snRNP. Gene Ontology annotation, biological process: regulation of alternative mRNA splicing, via spliceosome; mRNA cis splicing, via spliceosome. The coding region runs from base 84 to 1688 and encodes 534 amino acids. NCBI's taxonomy places the organism in Eukaryota, Fungi, Ascomycota, Sordariomycetes, Glomerellales, Glomerellaceae.
CUUCGUUUCGACUUCCACCCAGCUGUACGCGCCGCCUCCUGACGACAUAACUCCGAACUGCGCGCGCCCUCUCCCAACACAACAUGGCCUCGACUGCGACCAACGGCGACGCCGCCGCCGUGUUGGACGAACUCAAGCCUCCUACCGGUGUUGUUCUGCCGCCUCGAGAGAUUCGCAAUGUUCUCGAAAAGACGGCAGGUUACGUCGCGCGAAACGGCCUCAUCUUUGAGGACAGAAUUCGCGAAAAGGAGCGCUCCAACCCCAAAUUCAGUUUCCUCAACAACACCGACGCAUACCAUGCAUUCUACCAGUGGCGCCUUGAUGAGAUCAAGGCCGGCCGCGGCACCGCCAUCGCAGCAGGACGCGCCAACGAAGCAGCAGCACCCGUCGAGCAGAAGCCCCAAGGCCCGCCCAAGCCUCCCGAUUUCCAGUUCUCGGCCCGCAUGCCGCGCAUCAAUCAGAAGGAUCUCGAGGUCAUUCGAUUGACCGCCCUGUUCGUCGCGAAGAACGGUCGCCAGUUUAUGACCCAGCUUGCCCAACGCGAAGCCGGAAACCCCCAGUUUCAGUUCCUCAUUCCGAACCACACGUUCCACAACUUUUUCCAACAUCAGGUCGACCAAUACACAGCGUUAUUGAGAGCCAGCGGCUUGGGUGGCGAGGGCGGCAAGAUUGAGCAAGAGAGGAUCAGCCAUAUCCAGCAGAACAUCGACGACAAGUACCAUGUCCUGAGCCGCGCGAAGCAACGUGCCGAGUACUCAAAGUUCCAGGAAGUUGAGAAGGUAAAGAAAGAGGAAGAAGACGAGAAGAAGAAGCUUGAGUUUGCCCGGAUAGACUGGAACGACUUUGUGGUUGUCGAGACUAUUGUCUUCACAGAUGCCGACGAGUCCGCGAACCUGCCGCCUCCGACGAAUCUUUCCGAACUGCAAUACGCUUCCCUUGAGGAGAGGAACAAGGCAUCAUUAACCAAUCUUCGCAUCGAGGAGGCCAUGCCCGAUGAGGAAACCUCGUACAACGCCUACCCCCAGACCUCCCAGACAUUACCAGUUCACACUGGCUAUGCGCCCCAGCAGCAGCAGCAGCAGCAGCAAUUCCAGGCGCAAGCACCAGUAGGCUUCCAGGGGUAUCCAGACGGCACGCCGCGACGAUCAGCAGAAGAAGAGGAGGAAGAGCGGAGGAUUCAGGAGAGGACAGAGGCACGUGCCCGGGAACAACAAGCACGCGCUGAAGCUCGUGGUGGAACUGCUCCGAUGAAGAUCAAGGAGAACUAUGUGCCCCGCGCACUCCAACGAGCGGCCAACAAACAGAGCGUCCAGAUGGCGCUAUGCCCGAACUGCAAGCAGCAAAUUCCUAUGGAUGAGCUGCAGGAUCAUAUGAGGAUUGAACUGCUGGACCCUCAAUGGAAAGACCAAAAGGCAAAGGCAGAGGCUAGAUACUCCACGACCAACUUGUCCACGGCGGAUGUCGCAAACAACUUGAAGCGUCUUGCCAGUCAGAGAAGCGACGUCUUUGAUGGCGUCACCGGCCAGCCCCUGUCGGAAGAAGAGGCUGCUCGGCGCAAGAAGGCCACGAUUCACAGUUUCGAUGGCAAUCCUGAUGGCAAGAGCCAGGCUCAUAUCAACCACCUGCACAACCUGAAUGUCGAGGAGCAGAUCCGUGCUAUUCACCAGAGAUUUGCGGACAAGAAGUGAGCGGGUAUGGGCCAACGAUGGCUGGAUCGAUCGGGCAAGACGCACGUCUCAGAUGCCGAAGUCUGAGGUUGUGAGCACUUUGGACAUGAAAUGACGGCGUAAACUCCUUCGGCUGAAGGAGGUUACUGAAGUUGAAGCUGUCAAAAUCAGGCUCCGGGAACGUACGUGACGGAGCCAGUGUACAAACACGAAUAGAGGAUUGGCUUGGAGGUGAGAACUCGGCGUUUACUGGUUGCUUAUUUUCAGAGGACUCAUGUCGCCCCAGCAUCAUCCUACCCAUUUACCACCGGUCUAUGGCGUCUGCUGCGGCGAGCAGUGUGAUCCCGACGCCGGAAGACUGGAAUGGUCGAGGCCCACUGGGCGCGAGACGUGAGCAGGGUGCCUCAGCAGUGGUCCAACAUGCACACAGCACCUGCUGGUGGUCAAUGAAUGUAUUUGUUUGCUAGCAUCAAGGAGUGGACGCAUAUGACACAUGAGGCUAAGAUACAACGAGGGCGAUCUGCAGAAAGAAAGGUAGUUCCGAAAAGUUGGGGUUCUGCUGAAUGGGGCAAAAGACAUCUAUUUUAGCAACGCGAAUCCAACCUUAAUUCCAACAGCAGCUCGAUAUUCGGUUGGAACUCAGGGAGUCCUGUGAAACCUAUAGAUGCGAG